UAUAUAUAAAGAUUCAUCUUUCCUUCCUUCCAAUACACCACAAAUAUUCCAAGAGAGAUAUUCAUUACAGAGAGUAAAAGCCUAGAUUGAAAGAAAGCAAAGAUGUCUGAUCAAUGCGAAGGUAAGGAUUCAUGGCCUGAACUGUUGGGAGUUGAGGGAACAGUUGCAAAGGCAACAAUUGAGAGAGAAAACUCUUUAGUCGAGGCAGUGAUCGUGCUAGAAGGAUCGUUUGUCACCGCAGAUUUCCGGUGUGAUAGGGUUCGUGUUUGGGUCAAUACAGCUGGCAUUGUUACCAGGGUCCCUGUCAUUGGGUAAUUGAUCGAUCAUUGAUAAUAAUGGUUACUAGCUAGUCUCUUACAUACAUGUGAAGAAAAUCAUAUGAAAUAAUACAGAAAUAAUGAGUUGUAUAUAUUUCCAUGCAAUAUUCAUUGUAUUAAACAGAAUGUAGUUUGUUUUUCUUUCAGCGUAUUCUUACUGAAUCUACAUAAAU
Molecule: messenger RNA, 490 nt
Organism: Rosa rugosa (rugosa rose)
Lineage: Eukaryota; Viridiplantae; Streptophyta; Magnoliopsida; Rosales; Rosaceae
Product: glu S.griseus protease inhibitor-like
Exons: 2
Coding region: 103-315 (70 amino acids)
Biological process (GO): response to wounding
Molecular function (GO): serine-type endopeptidase inhibitor activity
Source: RefSeq, a predicted model, not a curated record